Molecule: messenger RNA, 1788 nt
Organism: Aspergillus pseudoviridinutans
Lineage: Eukaryota; Fungi; Ascomycota; Eurotiomycetes; Eurotiales; Aspergillaceae
Product: glycoside hydrolase family 55 protein
Exons: 9
Coding region: 1-1788 (595 amino acids)
Molecular function (GO): polygalacturonase activity
Source: RefSeq, a predicted model, not a curated record
AUGGAGGGGAUCGAGCGAAAGGGUGCCAUCCCGUGGGGAGAUAAUCCUGACUACAAGGUCUUUCGACAUGUCGUCAAUGACUAUGGGGCUGAUCCCACAGGUCAAAGAGAUUCUACGGCAGCAAUCCAAAGGGCCAUCAAUGACGGUAAGCGAUGUGGCGCCGCUUGCAAUGGGGCCACUACCAAAAAUGCCAUCGUAUAUUUCCCUCCCGGAACGUACCUUGUGUCUAGCUCGAUUAGCAUUUACUUCGGCACUCAGAUCAUUGGUGAUGCAAUUAACUUGCCAACCAUCCGAGCCGCCUCGAGCUUUGUCGGUCUCGGAGUCUUGUCCACCCAGAUUCGCAAUUUGAAGAUCGAUAUCACGGCAAGCAAUCCGGGUGCCUAUGUGGCUGCACUCCACUAUCAGGUGGCCCAGGUGAUGACAAUUGAGAAUGUUGAGAUCAUCGCAGAUUCUGCCAUGACUCAGCAAGGCAUGUACGCGGAGAAUGGUAGCGGGGGCGUCAUGUCAGACAUCACUUUCACCGGCGGCAACUUCGGGAUUUAUAGAGGCAGUCAGCAGUUCAGUGCCGCGCGGUUGACAUUUAAUGGCUGCAAUACUGCAGUCAAAGUCAUCUGGGACUGGGGUUGGGUGUGGAAGAGCAUCACGGUCAAGAACACCAAAGUUGGAUUCCGACUAUACAACGAUGCCAACGGGCAGAUCUCAGGCUCGGUGACCAUUAUCAACUCGGUCUUCUCCAGUACCGAGUCUUUUACAAUUGAGAUGGCCGUCCCAGUUAAUGUCAUGGACUCCGGAUUCACCGGGUUGGUUUUGGAUAAUGUCACAAUCUUUGCUGAUUCAACAAACAAACCCUCUCUCCUGGGACCAUCCAUCGCGGGACUUGAUGUGGCUCCUUACUUUGAACAUCCCAGGAACCAGUACACUAACAAAACCGCAGUAGACUUUAUUCAUCUCAAGGAUGAAGGUGCUGCUAGCGAUGGCUCAAUAGACAACACAGACGCUGUUCAGAAUGCCUUCAAUAAAUAUGGCAAUGGCAGCAAGAUCAUCUUGGUAGAUACCAGCACCUACAUCAUCAAACGCACCAUUACUGUUCCCAAGAAUGCAAAGAUCAUCAGUGAGACCUGGUCGCAGUUUGCAGCAUCAGGAGGUUACUUUAGCAAUGCCAGCAAGCCCGCGGUUAUGCUUAGGGUCGGUAACAAGGGGGAGGUCAGCAAUAUAGAGCUACAAGAUCUCAUCUUGACAAGCAAAGGUCCGACCCCAGGAGUUAUCCUGAUGGAGUGGAACGUCGCCGCAGAAAGCGCAGGCUCAGCCGCGCUGUGGGAUGUCCACAUACGGCUGGGGGGUGCAACGGGGACCAAGUUAACGCUGACAGAGUGUCCUCCGAUCACCACUGGGACCAAUCCAUCUUCAUGUCAACUUUGGGUGGCAGACCACAUGAUUGACGAUCCGUUGCUCAAUGACCCAUUGAACAACAUGGAACAGCUCUCCAUGUACAGUGCACAGGGCAUGCUGAUCGAAAGCCAAAAGGCCACAUGGCUGUACAGGACAGCUUCGGAGCAUAGCGUCUUCUACCAGUACAACUUCAAUGGCGCCCAAAACAUCUUCACCACGUUCUUGCAGACCGAAUCACCUUACUACCAGCCGACGCCGAAGCCCCCUGCACCAUUCGACCAGGUGGUCGGUACCUUUGACAGCGAUCCCACGUACGGCAGCGAUGGCAGCGAUGCGGACGGCUGCGAUGCCUCGUGCGCUGUCAUCAUGAAAAACCUCCGAAUGCUCAAAGCACUUUGA